This is a messenger RNA of Effrenium voratum, 2659 nucleotides long. The record is from the annotation of a GenBank genome assembly. NCBI's taxonomy places the organism in Eukaryota, Dinophyceae, Suessiales, Symbiodiniaceae.
CACCUUUUGGCCUGGUGAAUCUUGACCGGCUCCGCUCGCUCAUGUCAUGCUGCUGCGGCUGGAGCGAGCGAUGGUUCGCGGCUUCCGCCCGCGUGCCCCCUGCCUGGGAGGUGGUGAUACGGCGUCGGGACUGCCGGGGUGCGGACGUUUGGGCGCAUAGUGUGCACGCGCCCCCGGCCCUGCACAAAGCGCUCCGUGAGGCGGCCCAGCAAGGGGACCCCAACGUGACCAGCGCGGAGGGGUGCCUGGCGCUGAACGAAGCGGUGAAGGCCAACUGCGAGCACUUGGUGCGGAGCCUCAUCGAGGCGGACGCCGACGCAGAGAAGCAGGAUGCCACUGGGGAGAGCGCCCUGGAGAACGCGAGGAGGCUGAAGAAUGGCCAGCUGCUGAAAUUGCUCCAGAGCGUGAGCUGCAAAAAACGGACCCUCGAGUUUCAGGAGGGCUUGAAGCUCGUCCAAGACGUGCCCGUCUUUGCCACCAUCCACCCCUCGGAGUACCCGCGGCUGGCUGCGGCCUUUGAAACUCGACAGGUGGCUUCUGGGGAGGUGAUCCUGCACCAGGGGGACGCCAGCGGGGAGAUGUUUUUGGUCGCCAAGGGGGUGGCUGACGUGCUGGUGGAGGAGAAUGGAUCACCUCCGGUGAAGGUCUCCGAGCUGUGCGAGGGCUCCCACUUCGGGGAGGGCGCGUUGCUGGAGCAGCCCUGCGAGAGCUCCGUGGUCGCGGCCUCGGAGAUGCUGCUGAAGGUCCUGAGCCUCGAAGCCUUCGAGGCCUUGGGCCUGAAGAGCUCCAUCCGGAAGCGAGAGGCGGUGCGGACAGCGGACGACUACGACGCCAUGGUGAACGAGAGCCUGAAACGAAAGACCGGCCAGGAGGCGGAGUUGAUCAGGACGGCGCUGAGCGCCAACAACAAGUUAGGGCCAUUGGUCCAGUGCCUCUCCACGGAAGACCUGGACAACAUUGCGGCAAACGCGUGGCGGCUCACAGUGGAGCCUGGUCAGGAGGUGAUCCAGCAGGGAUCCAUCAAGGCAGACAACUUCUACAUCGUUUUUGACGGCCACCUGGAAGUCAUCAAGGAUGGUGAGAAGGUGCUGGACGUGUAUCCCGGCAACUCCUUCGGGGAGCUGGCGUUGCUCUACCGGGCCCCGCGAGCGGCGACGGUGAGGUCCCUGACGCAGGCGACCCUCUUCGCUGUGCCGCGGCAGGAUUUGCGGAUGGCCAUGCAGGCGCCACUGAAGAAGAAGCUGGAAGGUUUUGCCGCGCUGCUCAGCCAGGUGGAAAUUCUGCAGCACCUGGGGGCAUCUGACAAGGAAUUGUUGGCCAACCAUCUGGUUGAGAUGACAUUCUACGAGGGUGAGACCAUCAUCCAGCAGGGAGAGGAAGGAUAUACCUUCUACAUCCUCUACGAUGGCGAGGUCUCUGUUCUCGUGGAUGGAGAGGAGGUCACUCAGCUUUUGCCAGGCAACUUCUUCGGCGAGCGUGCGCUGUUGAACGACGAGCCACGGGCCGCGACCAUCAUGGCGACCAGUCCCAAGGUCCGAGUGCUGGCAUUGGAUCGCGAGCAUUUCCUCAGCGUUGUGGAGAAGGACGAGAUGUGGCAUGGCCUCAGUCCCAAAGCCCUGGUCAAGUACGAGCUCAGAGCGCUGAAGCAGAUCGGCCUCAUUGGCUGCGGCGGCUUUGGCACGGUGACUCUUCGCAGGUGCACGUUGACCAACAACAUUUUUGCACUGAAGACGUUGUCCAAAGGAUACAUCGUGCAGAGACAGCAAGAGCAAAGCGUGAUCAACGAGAAGAACGUGCUGCGGAUGACCCAAAGUCCCUUCAUAAUCCGGCUGGCAGCGACUUUUAACGAACCGCAGCGGCUCCACUUCCUUCUGGAGCCGGCUCUGGGAGGUGACUUGUUCACGGUUUACCAGAGGAAUAACUUGCACGGCUCAAAUGUGCAUUCUCGAUUCUACGUUGCCGCUGUAAUUCGCGCAUUCCAGCAUCUGCACCAGCGCCACAUCAUUUACCGAGACAUGAAGCCAGAAAACCUGUUGCUUGAUUCAAAGGGCUACUGCAAGGUGACGGACUUUGGCCUAGCCAAGUUCGUCAUCGGCCAUGCCUACACGACCUGUGGCACGCCAGAGUACUUUGCUCCGGAGAUGGUGCUUCACAUGGGGCACACCAUCGCGGUUGAUUGGUGGUCCCUUGGAGUGCUAACUUUUGAGCUCAUGGCGGGCGAUUCGCCCUUUACGGCGACCGAGCCCAUGCAGGUCUUCAACCGCAUCAAGGCUGGCAUUCAGGCCGUGGCCUUUCCAAAGAGUCCGACCGGGCCAUGGGUGGACGUGGUUCACGCUCUUUGCCAGGAGGAACCAUCUGAGCGCCUGCCCAUGCGGAAGAACGGGAUCGCGAGCUUGGAGGCGCACGACUGGUACGCUGACUUUGACUGGCCGGACUUCGAUGCGAGGACAAUGCAAGCCCCGUACUGCCCAAAUAUCAAGCGGCCAGACAGCCUGGCCAACUUUGAUGUCGGUGACGUGCGACGGCCACCCAUGAUCCCUUACAUGGAUACAGGUACCGGCUGGGAUGCAGACUUUGAAGACUGCAGAGGGCCACGAACCUUCAACUGAGUUUUCAGAUCGGCUCGGCUAGGAGCUAGGAGGCGUGCAUGAAUUGGACA